This is a messenger RNA of Penicillium longicatenatum, 1629 nucleotides long. Its product is annotated as GMC family oxidoreductase. NCBI's taxonomy places the organism in Eukaryota, Fungi, Ascomycota, Eurotiomycetes, Eurotiales, Aspergillaceae. Gene Ontology annotation, molecular function: oxidoreductase activity, acting on CH-OH group of donors; flavin adenine dinucleotide binding. The coding region runs from base 1 to 1629 and encodes 542 amino acids. The transcript is spliced from 2 exons. The record is from RefSeq and is a predicted model, not a curated record.
AUGGCCACUGUCAACGAGUUCCCUGCCCAGGAUGUCAACAGCUACGACUACAUCGUCGUGGGCGGUGGUACCGCUGGCUGUGUGAUCGCCGCUCGCCUGGCCGAGUACUUGCCCAACAAGCGUGUCCUAGUUAUUGAAGGUGGUCCAAGCGACUUCACCGAUGACCGAGUCCUGAACCUCAAGGAGUGGCUUAACCUCCUGGGUGGCGAGCUCGACUACGACUACCCUACUACUGAACAACCCAAUGGCAACAGCUUUAUCCGUCACUCUCGCGCUAAGGUACUUGGUGGCUGCUCAAGCCACAACACCUUGAUCUCAUUCCGUCCCUUUGAGUAUGAUUGCCGCAACUGGGUGGCCAAGGGCUGCAAGGGUUGGGACUUUGAGACCUUCACUCGCCUCAUUGAUGGCUUGCGCAACACCUUCCAGCCCGUGCACGGCCGCCACCGUAAUCAGCUGUGCAAGGACUGGAUCCAGGCCUGCUCUACUGCCAUGAACAUCCCCAUCAUUCACAACUUCAACGCAGACAUUCGCAAGAACGGCGAACUCACCGAGGGUGCCGGCUUUUUCAACGUCUCUUACAACCCCGAUGAUGGACGCCGGAGCAGUGCCAGUGUGGCCUACAUUCACCCUAUCCUGCGGGGUGAUGAGAAGCGCCCUAACCUGACCAUCCUUACCAACGCUUGGGUGUCGAAGAUCAAUGUUGAGGAUGACUCCGUGACCGGUGUGAACGUGACCCUGCAGUCCGGUGUGAAGCACACCCUGCGUGCUCGCAAGGAGACCGUCCUCUGCGCUGGUGCCGUUGACACUCCUCGUCUUAUGAUGCUCUCUGGUCUGGGCCCCCAGGAGCAGCUGUCCGCUCUGGGCAUUCCCGUCGUCAAGGACAUUCCCGGUGUCGGCGAGAACCUUGUCGAUCACCCUGAGAGUAUCAUUAUGUGGGAGUUGAACCAGCCCGUCGAUCACAACAUGACCACCAUGGACUCCGAUGCCGGUAUCUUCCUCCGCCGGGAGCCCACUGAUGCUGCCGGUUUCGAUGGCCGUGCUGCCGAUAUCAUGAUGCACUGCUACCAGAUUCCUUUCACUCUGAACACUACUCGUCUUGGCUACGACGAGCCCAUCAACGCCUUCUGCAUGACCCCCAACAUUCCUCGUCCCCGUUCCCGCGGUCGUCUGUACCUCACCUCCGCUGAUCCCUCUGUGAAGCCUGCUUUGGACUUCCGCUAUUUCACCGACCCGGAGGGCUACGACGCCGCUACCAUCGUUGCCGGCUUCAAGGCUGCCCGAAAGAUCGCUGAGGAGUCCCCCUUCAAGGAGUGGAUCAAACGUGAGGUGGCUCCUGGCCCCAACGUUCAGUCCGAUGAGGCUCUGUCCGAGUACGGCCGUCGCGUUGCACACACCGUGUACCACCCCGCUGGUACCACCAAGAUGGGUGACCUCGUUCGCGACCCCAUGGCUGUCGUCGACCCCAAGCUGAAGGUUCGCGGCCUGAAGAAUGUUCGUAUUGCCGAUGCCGGUGUCUUCCCGGACAUGCCUAGCAUCAACCCUAUGUUGACCGUGCUGGCCAUCGGCGAGCGUGCAGCUGAAAUGAUUGCUGAGGAGGCUGGCUGGUCCCACUCCCAGCCCCGCCUGUAA